Fusarium coffeatum is the source of this 348-nucleotide messenger RNA. RefSeq lists its product as uncharacterized. The transcript is spliced from 4 exons. Gene Ontology annotation, molecular function: cullin family protein binding; zinc ion binding; ubiquitin protein ligase activity. The coding region runs from base 1 to 348 and encodes 115 amino acids. NCBI's taxonomy places the organism in Eukaryota, Fungi, Ascomycota, Sordariomycetes, Hypocreales, Nectriaceae. The record is from RefSeq and is a predicted model, not a curated record. Gene Ontology annotation, cellular component: cullin-RING ubiquitin ligase complex; nucleus. Gene Ontology annotation, biological process: protein ubiquitination; ubiquitin-dependent protein catabolic process.
AUGGCCGACGUUGAGAUGAGCGAUGCGCCCGUCGCCAAGAAGGCUGAGGGCUCUAACAGCAAGAGCGUCGAGGGCAAGAAGAAGUUUGAGGUCAAGAAGUGGAAUGCCGUAGCUCUCUGGGCAUGGGAUAUCGUCGUUGAUAACUGUGCUAUUUGCCGUAAUCAUAUCAUGGACCUAUGCAUCGAAUGCCAGGCCAACCAAGCAUCCGCUACUAGCGAAGAGUGCACAGUAGCCUGGGGUAUCUGCAACCAUGCUUUCCACUUCCAUUGUAUCUCACGAUGGUUGAAGGCCCGAUCUGUCUGCCCUUUGGACAAUAGAGAUUGGGAGUUCCAGAAGUACGGACGAUAG